Amyelois transitella is the source of this 3815-nucleotide messenger RNA. Its product is annotated as zinc finger protein 708. Bases 245 to 2641 code for a protein of 798 amino acids. Gene Ontology annotation, cellular component: nucleus. The transcript has 14 exons. Gene Ontology annotation, molecular function: zinc ion binding; RNA polymerase II transcription regulatory region sequence-specific DNA binding; DNA-binding transcription factor activity, RNA polymerase II-specific. The record is from RefSeq and is a predicted model, not a curated record. Gene Ontology annotation, biological process: regulation of transcription by RNA polymerase II. Lineage: Eukaryota; Metazoa; Arthropoda; Insecta; Lepidoptera; Pyralidae.
UUUGUCGUCUAAUAAGAUUUUAAUAAAAAUAAUGGCAGAAGAAAGCUGAUCGAUCCUUGUUUUGUUUGGUACAAAUUACAUUUCUAAAAUAAGUACAUAAUAUCUAAAUUGUUUCUUUACUUACAAGCUAUUCCGAAGAUAGUGAUAAUGGUUUAAUAUUGUCAGCGUUUUGAGGAAUCCUUUCCGUCGGAGAAAUAAUGUUUGUUCGUGUGGAAUAAAUUAAAUUGUUACUUAGAAAACAAAAAUGCGGUGUUGCGUAUCAAACUGUAAAAAUGACUCCAGACACAUUUCGAAGUCCCAGGGAAUCACAUUUCAUGUAUUCCCAACGGACCCUUUACUCCGCGCAGCAUGGCUCUGCGCACUCAACAAAAAGAGUUGGGAGCCAAAGGAUCGCAGCACAGUAUGCUCAGAGCAUUUCCUGUGCGAAGACUUGUAUGAGACUAAAAAUGGCAUGAGGAAAGUGCGGAUAACGGCUGUGCCCGUUGUGUUACCGGACACAAUGCAACCCACCAGUCACCAAGGGAACCCGGCCAGUUUAAAGGCCUGCCGAAUAUGUCUCGCCGUGGAUGUCAAAUUGUUUUCAAUAAAAAAAUAUAAUCUCGAGGAGGCAUACGAAACUCUCACCGGCCUGUCGCUGAACACCGAAGAGCGCUUACCACAGAAAUUAUGCGCGGAAUGUGCACAAAGGUUGUACAAUUGUGGCAAUUUUCGGACCAAGAGUCUGAGAGCCAACUCUCUCAUGAUGAAAAUUAUCGACAAACAUAAUAAUCUGUCUUUAGAAAACAUUAAAAGUAUAAAUCGAAAUAAUAACCGGUUAGCGUCCAAUCUUGUUACCACACAAUUUGAACCAAACCAUUGUGAUUUACACGUGGAAUUUGACGAAACAGCCGUCCCGAAACCUUUAGAUGUUGAUGUUGACAUCAAGACUGAAGAUGACGAAAUUUACAUGAACGACGGAGACGCCAAAAUUGAUUUCGCCGAAAAUUUCGACGUUAAAAAUGAUUCUAGUACUGACAGCGCAAAAGUUGAGACUGAAAAUGAAACUGCCGAUGACGGAAUCGACGCUGAUAACGAUGAUAAUUAUAUCCAAGAUGAUUACUCGACGGACGACACUCUGCCGCUGAAAAAGUGUAAGGAAAAGCAGAAAGUGAAAAAGAAGAGUGUGAAAAAAGUGAACAAGAAAGCAGAAGAUGUUCAACCGAAGAUUGAUCGGAGAAGGAAGCCGUUCUUGAAUGAUGAUUUGAAUGAAACAUUGUUCACGAUUACUGAUUUAACGUUUGAGGAGCAAGUCGCCGAGAUUCUCAAAAGGAGGGAAAGUGCCAAUUAUAAAAAUUCAGUGUUCAAAUGUGCGGAGUGUUUCAAAGGGUUUUUGGAUGAAGAAGCUUAUAAUUCGCACAUGACUAGGCAUUCUGUGGAAUUCGGCGAGUACCAAUGCGACAUAUGCAAGACCCAUUUCAAACAUCCGCACGCCCUACGCAAACAUAUAACGGCACAUCACACGCAGAGGUUCAACUGUAAUCAAUGUCCGUACGAGACCACGCACAGGCAGACGGCGCGGUUGCACGAGAGAUGGCACAAGGGCACCAAGUACAAGUGUCCGCAUUGUCAGGACGAGUUCGUUAAGUUCACAACAUACAUGGGCCACAUCAGGAUUAAACACCCGUCAGAUUUCGUUUGCCAACUAUGCGGGUACUCUUUUGUAAGCGAAAAAGGUAUUCAGCUGCAUAAGAAAUUGAAGCACAGAUUGGACGAAGUUCAGAUACCAGAAGACGGGCCCUUCUGCGAACUCUGUAACGUGCGGUUCGUAUCUGCUGAAGCCUUAAAAAGACACAUCAGUGUGUCGGCCAGGCACAACACUAGCGAUGAGAACGGCAGGGAAGCGAACAAGCCGAAAAAAGGUCGCAAAUCUAAAGACGCGAAAGAGAGGGGGGCGCGUGCGAGAGAGAAGGAAGACGAAGAGGAAGACAAACAGUACGCCGGCCAGUUGAGGAAAGCUGAAGGACCCAUACCGUGUGAACAGUGCGGCCUACAACUGGAGGACUCCCGCGCAUACCACGGCCACUUCCGCCGGAUGCAUCCGGACAAGAACCGGACCAAUUAUCCCAGUAUGAAGUCGCCUUGUAUGUGCGAAGUGUGCGGUAGAAUGUUUCAGAGUUACGCGCUACUGAAAGACCACACGUGGGUUCACACCGGCGAGAGGCCGUUCAAGUGCGAAUCCUGCGGCAAGGCGUUCCGCAUGAAGCAGCGGCUGGUGGCGCACAGAAGGGUGCACAGCGCGGAUAAGCUGACGUACGGUUGCGCUCUGUGCGGGAAACAGUUCUCCACGCACAGCAACCGGCAGAGGCACAUGUUUAUUCACACGGGCCUCAAGCCAUUCAAAUGUGAAAUGUGCGGCAAGGGGUUCAAACACGCCAGCGAGAAACGUGCUCACAUCACUUAUGUGCACUUGAAGAAACCCUGGCCGAAGCGGUCUAGAGGGAAACGACGGAAUGACGGACGAACGGGACCCAUGGCGCCGCAGUCAAUACCCACCGGUGGGGACAUCGAGAUGACGUCAUUGUGGCCCAUGUGCGAACCCAAGCUGGGUGAUAUGAACAACAUGAUAGAAGACAAACCUAUGUAUUAUAAUAUCAAGAUUUAGUGAUAUGAUUAAUUAUACAUACAUAAAAUCACGCCUUUUUCCCGGAGGGGUAGGCAGAGACUACCUCUUUUCACUUGCCACGAUCUCUGCAUACUUCCUUCGCUUCAUCCACAUUCGUAACUCUUCUUCAUGCAAGCUCGGCGGUUUCGGGUACUUUUGACAUGACCCUUUACCAGAUUAAUUAUAAAUAAUGAUUAUCCUACUAAUAUUAUAAAUGCGAAAGUUUGUAUGUCAGGAUGUCAGUAUGGAUGUUUGUUACUCUUUCACGCAAAAACUGCUGAACUGAUUAAGAUGAUAUUUGGUAUGUAGGUAGCUGAAGACUCAGAAUAAAAUAUGGGCUACUUUUUAUCCCGAAAUUCCUGCGGGAUUGAUUCCACGCGGACGAAGUCGCAGGCGGCCUCUAGUUAUUAAUAAAUUAGUAUUAAUGAUGAUUAGUAAUAAUUAUUACUUGUCCAACUAUGUUAUAUUAGGUAUAGCUAUUCUCCGUAUUGAGAGAGGGUCGGUGGUUGAAUAGGUAAUGUGUCCGGUUAGAAUGCGUGACGCGUAAAAAGGUACAGGUUCGAAUCACCGCGGCCGUGUACAAAUGACUAUUUUAGAAGUUAUUUACAUUAGUUUUAAUACUAAAUUAUGCUAUUGUGGUGUGGAAUAUCUUCGUGUGGAAAUGGCACAUUCAGGUUACAGAAUCUGUAGUCAUGAUUUGAAAUUUAGAUUUAUCUAUACUUAUAUUAUAAAGCUGAAGAUUUUGUUUGUUUGUUUGAACGCGCUAAUCUCAGGAACUACUAGUUCUUUUUGAAAAAUUAUUUUUGCGUUGAAUAGAUCAUUUAUCGAGGAAGGCUUUAGGCUAUUAUAUAACAUCACGCUGCAACUAUUAGGAGCAAAGAAAUAAUGGAGAAUGUGAAGAAAAUCGGGGAAAAUUAUUCAUCCUUGAAGGCUUCAAUGAUGCCCGAAAUAACUAUUCCACGCGGACGAAAUCGCGGGCACAGCUAGUCUAUUAUAUAGUGUGUUUACAUUUUAUUUAAGCAUCACAUUAUUAAAUUAGAAUGGUAUAAUUUAAUCGAUCUCUUAACGUUUUAAUUUUUACUAUUUAAGCAGUAAUAUUAUUUUACUAAUAAUAAUUAUUAAUAAUAGAAAUGUAAUUUAUUACUAAGAGAAACAAAAUACAAGAAUCCAAUUU